AUGCUGCUCAAGGGUCGGGAAGGGGUCAUUCCCGCCUCAUGGGCAUGGAAGAAGAUGAUGCGAUUUGUCGUCACAAUCAUUGCCAUUGCAGGCUUCGCAGCCUUGCUCUGGCCAUCUUCCCCGAGAAAGACUACCACCGUCGCCCCGACGCACGCUCACUCCAACAUCACCAUCUCCGCCAACGUCAAAUGCGACCCCGACCCCGACAUGUUGGACCGCCUGGGCGUCCGCAAACUGGCCCAAUAUACCCGCCGAGAGUUCGUGGUCGACUUCACGGAGGAUCCUCUACAGAUGAGACAACGGAUCGAUCAGCCCCUGCUGGAUGUCAAGGUUCGCGGAUCCGGUCACAAAAACGAACUCGGCGAGCCGCAGGACGGCUGCACGAUCCCGGCGCCGGUCGCAGUCGUGGCCCCCAAACCCCCCAAGAUGGCCGAUGCCUCUCACAUUGACUUUGGCGUGGCGACCUCGGUGUCCCGAUUGAAUGAGUCCCUGGACCAAUUCGCCCAUUGGGCGGGAUACACUCGCACGCGCAUCUUCGCUCUCAUUGAACCUGAAGAGUCAAAGACCAAGGCCGGCAUUGCCUACGUCAAGGCCAAGGCGGAUAACCUCGGUAUCAACCUGUUCAUCACCGAAUCGGAGGAUGACUAUUUGCACCGGUACUUUGCCCUCGUCGCCCUGUUGGAGGAGAACAUGCGGGAAGGAACACGGUGGGGAUGCAUCAUCGACGACGAUACGUUCUUCAUCUCCAUGCCGGCAUUGGUCAAGGCGCUCGCUGAAUACGACGACACCAAACCCCUGUAUAUCGGCGGUCUAUCCGAGGGAAUCCCACAGAUCGCAGUCUUUGGUAUGAUCGCGUUCGGAGGCGCCGGCGUCUUCCUCUCGCGACCACUACUCUCCGACCUAGCCACCGUCUACGAUGAGUGCGAACAGAUGACCUAUACCGGUGAUCGUCGCAUUGCAAACUGCAUCUAUCAAUAUACGACCACCCGGUUAACCGUGGAUCACCGCCUACGUCAACUCGAUCUGAUGGAGGAUGCAUCUGGUUUCUUCGAGUCCGGCCGUGAACCCCCACUUUCAGUGCACCACUGGAAAUCCUGGUUCCACGCCGACAUGCCCAAGCUCAGUGUGAUUUCUGAGCUAUGCGGUCCUUCGUGUCUGCUGCGCCAGUGGCAGUUUAGCGAUGGCUGGUUCUUGACCAAUGGGUUCUCCAUCGUUCAGUACAGCUUCCCCCCGGAGCAGAACGACCUCACGAUGGAGAUGACCUGGGAACCGCAUAACGGUGCGACCGAGGAGUCAUAUCUGCAUGAACUGGGUCCACUCCGUCGCAAGGACGAUCAUAAAGUCAGUUAUCUGUUGGAAGACUCUGUGAUCGAGGAGAAUGGCCGUGUUACCCAGUGGUAUAUCAAGCGCGACAAGAAAGAAGGCGAUCAAAUUGUCGAACUCUCCUGGCGAAAGCGGUAG
Messenger RNA from Penicillium brasilianum, 1461 nucleotides. Lineage: Eukaryota; Fungi; Ascomycota; Eurotiomycetes; Eurotiales; Aspergillaceae. The record is from the annotation of a GenBank genome assembly.